GAGCAUACAGCAAAACUAUAACAGCAGCAAUUUCUGUGAAUUCAUGGUCUCAGUCAAUUUUUGGAAAUUCCCACAAUACACAUUUUGAACAUCGACUUCUUAAUAAAAAAAUAUCAAUCCUUCAAAAAGGUCUUAUCGCGCUUUUCCUUUGUACUGAUUAUCUCGGUGAAUUUAAGGAGGCAAAGAAAUAUCUCGUGACUGAAGCCAGAACACAUAAGAAUGUUCAGGAUAACGCUUUUAGAUUUCUACUGCUCCUUCUUUUUGAAACGAUUUUACCCCGCUACAUGAAAUAUUGACGUGCGCGCAUCACAAACAAGCUAGCGAGGAAAAGGUACACUUGUACUUUGUCUCUCCAAACAGUGCGAGGCCAUCUUUGAAACGGAAGGGACUCCGUACUGAACGGUCAGUCGGAGGAGAAGGAGCAGAGAACCGGCAGGCUGAGGAAAACGCAGCGAUCAGCACGAUGAAGACAGCGAUCCUCUUCCUCCUGGCCCGCGCCUCGUUCCUUGCCACCAUCAGCCGUGCCCAGCAGCCGGUCUCCGACGAUGUCGCGGAGCUGGCUGCCAAGAACACAGAGUUCGCCGCAAGCCUGUACCGUAAGGUUGCCAGUGCCAGCGAUGACAACAUCCUCCUCUCCCCGCUGAGUGUAUCAGUGGGCCUUGCCGCACUCUCGGCCGGUGCUGGGGGCGCCACGCGGGAGCAGCUCCUCCAGGGGCUCGGCCUGGCCCCCCUCGAGAGGAACGGACAGCCAGAGAGGCUCCCGCAGCUGUUCCAGAAGCUCCAGGAGGAGGUGACCCGCAGCGAGGGCCUGCGGCUGUAUCAGGCCACCGCCCUGUUCCUCCGGCAGCAGGCCGAGGUGGUGACGAGCUUCAGCGAGCUGGUCAAGAAGUUCUACGGCGCCGACGUCACCAAGGCGGACUUCGGCAACGCUCAGGCCGCCAAGAACACCAUCAACGACUAUGUGAACAGCAAGACCGGGGGCAGGGUGGCGGAGGCGGUCAGCAGCCUGGACCCCACGAUUCAGCUGAUGCUCGUCAGCUCUGUCUUUGCUCAAGGCACCUGGGAGCUUCCCUUUAACAGAAGUGCCACACAAGAAGAGCGCUUCUAUGUGAACAAGUACAAGGUGGUCCAGGUCCCCAUGAUGAUCAGGGCUGACAAGUACUACCUGGCAUACGAUCCCUCCAUAAAGCUGGGUGUCCUGAAGCUGCCGUACCAAGGGGGCGUGGCCAUGCUCGUCCUCCUGCCCGACAAGGACGUGGACUACACCUCGAUCGACGAGAUGCUCACUGCCGAGCGCUUCCUCGGCUGGGUCGGAAAGCUGAAGAAAACGAAACUUGAGGUGCAGCUGCCCAGGUUCUCACUGGAACAGUCAUAUGGCAUGCGCAACAUCCUGCCUGACCUGGGCAUCACCGAUGUGUUCGAGAACACUGCUAACCUUACACUGAGCAGUGAGAGUGGUCUGAAGCUGUCUGAGGUGCUGCACAAAGUCAUGAUUGAUGUCAGCGAGAGGGGCACUGGCACGACUAGCGGGCUCGGAGGUUCCUCCAUGCCACCCCGCCUCACCAUCAACCGGCCCUUCCUCUUCAUCAUCUACCACGAAGCCACCAAGAGCCCGCUGUUCAUGGGCAGGGUGAUCGACCCCACCAAGAAAUAAAUGUGCUGAACACUGGACUCACCUGGCACCGCUCUUAAUAUCCCUUUUGUUGUGUAGUCCCUUUGGAAAAUGUGUGCUUUUUAUCUGUUUCAGCUGGAAGUUUCCUUCGUCCUGUAUGUAGGAAGAAAAGAACACACGUAGUUGUCUGUGGCUCCUUAAGUCAUCACCCUUACGAAAACACAGAGCAGGCAAAUUACAAAUGAAUAUGGAUUUCAGCAUCUUUCAAAGGAUAUUUGCACGCUAGGGCUAUGUGUAGAAGAGGCAUUUUGUGAGUAAUUAGUAUGACAUGUAUAACACAGGCAUUGCUGAUGAAGUGCUAAUUGUUAACAUGGAAACUCCACACACAUUUUAUUUGGUGGGAUCAUAGACUUCAGAAAACAGGAUUUUUUAAAAGCGUAAUUAUAAACAAAAAUUCUAGUAUGUCUUUAGUGAUUUGGAAAUAAGGGUGAAAAUGUACAAUGAAUACUGUGUUACACCACAAAAAUAAUAAAUUAAUUAAA
Molecule: messenger RNA, 2154 nt
Organism: Megalops cyprinoides (Indo-Pacific tarpon)
Lineage: Eukaryota; Metazoa; Chordata; Actinopteri; Elopiformes; Megalopidae
Gene: serpina10a
Product: serpin peptidase inhibitor, clade A (alpha-1 antiproteinase, antitrypsin), member 10a
Exons: 5
Coding region: 464-1654 (396 amino acids)
Biological process (GO): blood coagulation; negative regulation of endopeptidase activity
Molecular function (GO): serine-type endopeptidase inhibitor activity
Source: RefSeq, a predicted model, not a curated record